AUCCACUACUACAACAAUUUUAAUCAUUUCUAUUAACAAAGUAUAGUUAAUAUGGCCUUAUCAACUUAACUUCUCUUUUGUCUUUUUACCAAUUAAUAUCAUUGGUAUAAAAAGACUCCAUUUGUUUUCAUCUUCUUUAAUUUUCAAAUGAAAGUUUUAGUUGACUACUAAUUGUUACAUACAUAACGCAAGUAGUGUACACUUAUCCGUCAGGAUGGAGAGCGAGCAUGGGGGCGUGGUGGUCAAGGGAAGGGCAAUCAUCGAUACACGGCCACCUUUCCGAUCAGUUAAAGAAGCAGUCGCGUUGUUUGGGGAGAGGGUGCUAGUCGGGGAGAUUUAUGCCAAGCAACUCAAAGAGAUACAACAAGUGCCCAAGAAGGAAGAUUUGGAGAAAGAAAAGGUAGAAAUUGUAUCGGCUGAAUUAGAAGAAACCAAGCAAAGUCUACAAAAAGCAAGAGAAGAAGGCAAUUACAUGGCAAACUGCCUAAAAUCACUUAAACAACAACUUGAAGAAACAAAGAGAGAGCUUCAUACUUUGAAAGCUGCUAAAGAAGUCGUGAAAGAUCAUCAUCAUCAUACAAAAGCAAUGAAUCCGGAGAUUGAAGAGCUUAAAUUUGUUGAGACUAAUGCAAAAAAUAAUCAUUUUGAUAAUAAUAAUCGCCGUAUUAGUUAUGAUCAUCAACAAGAAUUAUUUCAAAAGAAAAAGUUUGUAACGUUUGCAAGUCCACCCUCUUUAACUAGAGAAAUCAAGCAAAAUGAUGAAAGAACAAGCAAGUUGGGAAGAUCUUCUUCUUUUAGGAAGGAUGGAAAGAAAAAGCCGGGUGUUGCAAUUAUGGGAUGGCUUUUUUCUAGGAAGAAAACAAGUGAUGAAGGUGAUAUCGAACGUUCUCCUAAAGUUUGAAUUGAAUAUGUGUUACCGAGCUAUCUCAGUCUACAUUUUGAACUUGCAUUAUUAGUUAAAAUUACACCAUCAACGUAAUAGUUGAUUUAGGCACGCAAUGAAAUGAAUAAUUGUAAAUUCAAUCAAGAUUGAAGGAUGAAGAAAAAUAGUACAGUGUAACGCAUACGUACUAGGUACAUAUAUAUCUUUGAUUGCUAUAUCCAUUUUGGUUUUCCCAAUUUUGUUUAUUACUUCGUGAGUUCGUGCUACUUUUUUUUUUUUUUGAAACCAAUCGUGCUAUACACCAUAUACCAAUAUGAUUGGACAUUACUUCAUUAUUCUAUGUUCCAAUUUCUAAAGAGUAUUUAUUUUUAUAUCGAUAAAUUAUAUUCUUUCUUCUCCAAUCAAUUAUGGAGUAUUAAAGUAUCAAAGCAGAUUAGCUAAAUGGUCUAAAUGAGUUGUUUUUUUAAAAACAAAAAAAAAAAUUGUUAAAAGCAUAGGCAUGAAAAUAGAAAAAUGGAGAAAGUUGCAAUGGUAAGUUUGUAACCAUGGGACAAACUAAAGGUG
Molecule: messenger RNA, 1447 nt
Organism: Chenopodium quinoa (quinoa)
Lineage: Eukaryota; Viridiplantae; Streptophyta; Magnoliopsida; Caryophyllales; Amaranthaceae
Product: WEB family protein At2g17940-like
Exons: 2
Coding region: 215-901 (228 amino acids)
Source: RefSeq, a predicted model, not a curated record